GAUCCUCGAUUGCCGUCCCUAGUUUGUGGGGUGCCUUUUUUUUGCCGGUUUAUCCUCGUAUCAGCAUAUGAAUAGAGACAACCGAAGCAGAGGAAACAGGACACAACUGCCUGCAGCAAUGGGUUCUCCUCAUGCCAUCAUCAUACCUUAUCCGGUGCAAGGCCAUGUCAUUCCUCUAAUAGCUCUCUCCCACUCCUUGGUUGCCCAUGGCUUCAAGAUCACAUUCAUCAAUUCCGAGUUCAACCAUGAGCGCGUUGUUGCUUCCUUGUCCCAGAACGGUGGUGAUGGAUUGGAAGGGAUACACAUGGUUUCCUUUCCGGAUGGAUUGGCACCUGGUGAAGACCGUAAUGAUAUCCGAAGGGUGACUGAAGGCUUCUUAAGGGUCAUGCCUCGGUGUUUGGAGGAGCUCAUAGAACGGAUGAACACAUCAGGAGGUGACCAGGUUACAUGGGUCAUCGCCGAUGGGAACAUGGGAUGGGCUCUCGAGGUGGCGCAAAAGAUGGGCAUCCGGUCGGCUGCCUUUUGGCCUGCGUCUACCGCACUGCUUGCAAUAUUUCUGAGCAUUCCCAAGAUGAUCCAGGAUGGUAUCAUUGAUGCCAAAGGAAUGCCAGAAAGGAGUGAGACUUUCCAGCUGAGACCUGGCAUGCCAUCUGUGAACACAAGCCAACUUUCAUGGAAUUGUGCCGGUGAUCUCGAAGAAGAAAGAGUCAUCUUCAAGCUCAUAGUCAGUAAUAAUCAAGCAAUGCCGCUGGCUGAGAUGAUCAUUUGCAACUCAUUCUAUGACCUUGAGUCAGAAUCAUUCAACCUCUUUCCAAACUUAUUGCCUGUUGGACCAUUACUCACAAGCCAACAGUUUGGAAAGGCAGUUGGGCAUUUCUGGCUAGAGGAUACAACCUGCAUGAGUUGGCUGGAUCAGCAACCUGCUAACUCUGUCAUCUAUGUGGCAUUUGGGAGCAUAGCAGUCUUCAACCAGGACCAAUUCCAGGAGCUUGCACUUGGGCUUGAACUCUCUGGCCAUCCAUUCCUGUGGGUCGUAAGACACGAUCUCGCAGAUGGGAUAGAUGAUUCCUGGUUAGAUGGGUUUGGAGAUAGAGUUAAAGGCCAUGGAAAGCUGGUAGGAUGGUCUCCUCAACAGCAGGUACUGGCUCACCCUUCCAUUGCUUGCUUUUUUUCUCAUUGUGGUUGGAAUUCUACAUUGGAAGGGGUGAAGAAUGGAGUCCCUUUCCUCUGCUGGCCUUACUUCGUCGAUCAGUUCCUCAACCGGGCCUAUAUUUGUGAUGUUUGGAAGACUGGUUUGAGCAUAGAACCUGAUGACAAGGGGUUUGUUCCGAGGGAGCAGAUCAAAGAGAAGGUGGACCAAAUAUUUGGCAAUGAGGAGAUGAAGGCCCGGGCCUUAAUGUGGAAGGAUAUUGCUAAUAGGUGCACCAACGAAGGAGGGUCUUCCUACAAGAAUUUCAAGAGCUUUGUGGAUGCCGUGAAAGAAUGACCAGUCCUUUUGCUUAGUAAUAAGGCACAUGAAUCUUUUGUGUUUGCUUCAUCCAACUCAAGAUUAAAGUCUGAUGAAUGUGUUAUGUAUGGAGACAGCCAAUGAGAUGGUCAAUGUAUUUAUUGAUAUUUAAGUAUCACCCUUCUUUUUUCAUUGGGGCACAUUUUGUUUGGGACAGGGUCCUUGAGGGAAAUACUCUGAUCUGGCAAACUGCUUUGUGGGUUUGCUUUUGGUAGUCUUGAGAUACCAGUAUUGUAACUAACAAACUAGUUUAUAUUGUGGAUUGUACUUGGACCCAGAGCUCCUCCUCUGUAUUUCACCCCUUCAAUGUAAUAAGAGGUGCACAAACUUCUUUGUA
Messenger RNA from Elaeis guineensis (African oil palm), 1844 nucleotides. Its product is annotated as UDP-glycosyltransferase 83A1. NCBI's taxonomy places the organism in Eukaryota, Viridiplantae, Streptophyta, Magnoliopsida, Arecales, Arecaceae. Gene Ontology annotation, molecular function: quercetin 7-O-glucosyltransferase activity; quercetin 3-O-glucosyltransferase activity. The record is from RefSeq and is a predicted model, not a curated record.